AUGGUGCGUAUUUUACAGUGCAACAUUAAUCAUUGCAGGAUUGCACAGGAUCUUCUUGCGCAAUACGUAUUGGAGAAUAAAAUUGGUGUUGCAGUUAUUUCAGAGCCGUAUAGAGUGGGCUUUACACUUGAUUGGAUAAGUAACACCAAUAAUAAUGUAGCGAUACACUGGAAUCCUAAUUACAUCCGGAGUUCCGGUGUUAAAAAAUAUGAAGGGGAGUAUAUACUUGCUGUCCAGUGGCAGGAGUUCUGCAUUAUAGCAUGUUAUUUUCCUCCCAACUGUAAUAACGACGACUAUAGUGAUUUCCUAGAGGAACUAGACCUUGCCCUAGAAGAAGUGGACAUCACUGCGAACAUAGUUUGCGGAGAUUUUAAUUCAAAAUCCAGAACAUGGGGUGCGAGAUCGACAGACAUCAGAGGUGAACGCUUAGAAAGAUGGAUGUCUAGCAAAGACUUUCGUCUCGUCAAUGAAGGAUCAUCACUGACUUGCGUGCGACCACAGGGCAGUUCUAUUGUCGAUCUUACCUGGGCGACGGCUACUGCAUCACGGAACAUCGAUAACUGGAAAAUCCUCGAGGAAGAGACAUACUCGGAUCAUAAAUAUAUUCACUUCACGUUUAAUGAAAAGAAAGUAUGUACUAGCCGUAAGGUUGCAACCAGAUGGAAAUCAUCCAAAAUGGAUGUAGAUAAAUUUCAAGAAUGCAUAGAGUGGAGUUGCAUUAAUGAAGAUAAGGAUCGAUAUAAUGAUCCAAGUACGGCAGCAUUAUGGCUACAAACUUCGCUGAUAGAGGCAUGUGACUAUUCUAUGCCUAAGGCUAAAAGAGUCAAUAGGAAAAGUACCUAUUGGUGGAACAGCACAAUAGCCGAAAAAAGAAAUACUUGCAAAAAAGCGAAGAGGAAAUUGCAGAGAGAAAGGAGAAGAAGCAAUAACGACGCUGACACGAUAGCCAGAGCGGAAGAAGAGUUUAAAGCCGCGAGGAAAGAGUUGAGGAAAGAAAUUAACAAGGUUAAAUAA
Molecule: messenger RNA, 1014 nt
Organism: Camponotus floridanus (Florida carpenter ant)
Lineage: Eukaryota; Metazoa; Arthropoda; Insecta; Hymenoptera; Formicidae
Exons: 1
Coding region: 1-1014 (337 amino acids)
Molecular function (GO): catalytic activity
Source: RefSeq, a predicted model, not a curated record